CAAUUAAUUUGGGUGUAAGUGAAGAUAAGUAGAAGUGAACAGAACUAGAAGGAAGAGGAGGCAGCAGCAGAGUUUGGUGAAGUAGUAUCUAAGCCUGAAUUACCAGAUAUGUACUUCCUCAGUCCUCAUUUCUUCUAAUUUGGGCGAAUUUUCUUGCUCGGCGUAUAUUUCCGGUGACAAUUGUAACACACAAACAAUGCAAGCAGCAUCUUUAUCUCAAACCUUCAUCGUAAAUCCAACUCCACAGCUGCAGGUGGCCAGAUGCAAGCAGAGAGUAGAUGAGUUCAUAAUCCCCACCAUGAAUUUUACACGUCUGCCUCCUUCAUGGAAGCUUAGACAUGCUGCAACAAAAAGGGAACACGUUAGAUGUCUUCCUAAUGCUGCCGUUUUAUCAGAUGCUGAAAUUACUUCUGCACAGUUCGAGGAGUUCUCUGUCUCUAAAGGUGACAUCAGUGAUUCUAAAGAACUAAAGAUAAGCAUAAAGGUAUCUGGAAGCAAAACUCAACAGAUCUUUGAUGAUGUCUUUGGGAAAAUGGUUGCAGCAGCACAACCAAUUCCGGGAUUCCGAAGAGUAAAAGGAGGAAAAACACCAAAUAUACCAAAAGAAAUUUUAUUAGAGGUGCUUGGGCCAUCAAGAGUGUACAAGGAAGUUAUCAAGAAAAUUAUCAACUCAACUGUAGCUGAGUAUGUGGAGAAGGAGCGGUUGAUGGUUAGCACUAACCUGAGAGUUGAGCAAAGCUUUGAAGAUCUUAAAAGUACCUUUGAAGAGGGACAACAAUUCAGCUUUGAUGCUGUGGUUCAGCUUCAAAAGUAGAAGCGAAUUGCAUCUGUUUAUUCACACUCCAUCUGUAUCUCCUUCAAUGUGAUAGUUUUCCAUCGUCACAAAAGAUUGUUAUUGUCAUAACUACAAUUCCAUCUACAAACAUUACAAUCUAAUGGAUGAAACUAAAACCAUAAAGAAGAACCCGGUGAAGUGUGAACUAACACAAAGCGAAUGAGAGAUUGCUAUGAGAUAAUUCUUGGAACAAUAAUGUAAUGAACAGAGCAACAGUAUAACACUAUAACACAAGCUUACUAUUUCAUGUA
Messenger RNA from Arachis duranensis, 1086 nucleotides. RefSeq lists its product as uncharacterized. NCBI's taxonomy places the organism in Eukaryota, Viridiplantae, Streptophyta, Magnoliopsida, Fabales, Fabaceae. The coding region runs from base 197 to 814 and encodes 205 amino acids. The record is from RefSeq and is a predicted model, not a curated record. The transcript is spliced from 8 exons. Gene Ontology annotation, biological process: protein unfolding; 'de novo' cotranslational protein folding; protein transport. Gene Ontology annotation, molecular function: ribosome binding; protein folding chaperone; peptidyl-prolyl cis-trans isomerase activity.